AUGGAUCAACUGUCUCGCGAUGUUCCAGAAAUGUUGUCAGAAAAGACCAGGAAAACAAAGCAAACCAUCAACCCCAUUGUUGAACGCACGAGGAAGCGCGCCGAGUUGGCAUUUCAGAAAACUCCUUCAUGGUUUCAACGAUUUACCAAGCAUACAUACGAACGAGCAAGAAGAUACCAGUUGUUGUCCGAUUUUACGACUGCCUUUUCUUUACUGUUUGUCGUACCCGUGUUAAUUUGGCUUUCAUGGAGUGCUGGUAGUUUGCUUGUCACUAGUGCUGCUGGUAUUGUUAUUUGGACGAUAACCAACUGCUUCCUUGUCGGUUCCGGAUUCCUUCUCCUUGGGCCAUUUGCAGCGUUUGCCUUCUUCGCAUCACUCUUUAUCGCGUUUUGGGUUACAAUUGCACGUCUGAGCUAUAAAGCGUUCUGCUUUAUCUACGACAAAACAAUGUCAUUUCUUGGGGAUCAUGGUGUUGUUAAUAGAUCUAGUCUAUUUUCAGGCAAUACUUGGGGACGAGACGGCCUCGGAACGGAUGGCGAUAUUCAAGAGUGA
Messenger RNA from Paraglomus brasilianum, 552 nucleotides. Lineage: Eukaryota; Fungi; Glomeromycota; Glomeromycetes; Paraglomerales; Paraglomeraceae. The record is from the annotation of a GenBank genome assembly.